Molecule: messenger RNA, 2442 nt
Organism: Sesamum indicum (sesame)
Lineage: Eukaryota; Viridiplantae; Streptophyta; Magnoliopsida; Lamiales; Pedaliaceae
Product: nucleotide pyrophosphatase/phosphodiesterase 1
Cellular component (GO): vacuole
Source: RefSeq, a predicted model, not a curated record
GAAAGAAAGAUGAGGUAGAAGACCCAGCAACUGAACUAACUGUCAGCAGCACGUUUGCUCUCUUCCUCUCGACAAACAAACAACAUUCCUUCCAUUGAACUCCAAUUCAUCACUUACCUUCUGUAAUAGCUAUAUAUCAACUACCCUUCUCCUCAGAUUCCAUUUCUCAAAUGAGAGUGAGAGGGAGAGGGCAACAACUUCACAUCACCUCACCGAUUCUUCAAAACUUGGGUUUCUGAAAUCAGGGAUAUUUUCAUUUCUUGAAAGCCUUCUGAAAUUGUCCCGAGAAGCAAGAAUCCUCAAAGGGGUUCUAUUUUGUUGUGUUUCUUGACGAACCCAGAUCGUUAAAUCUUGAAUCCUGGAAUGGUGUCUGAUUCCGUAUCCAUUUUGAGUCCAAACGACGAUAACAAGCCGAUGCCGAUCUCAACAAAGGAAGACGAUGAUCAUCCCGAUGCUGCUCUUCUGCCCUUAAGCACAGAUUCUUCUUCCUUGGACUCCCAUCCAAAACCAGCUACGACCACGGUUAUAUUCCUUUCUCUCGUUAUCUCCACUUGCGUUGCUCUCUCUGCAGCCAUUGCUUUCGGCUUUCUGUUCUUCAAAGCUUCAAGUUCGGCAAGUGAGGUGUCUAGGCCGCUCAAGAAGCUCAAAAGUCCUGUCGUCUUGUUGAUUUCGUUGGAUGGAUUCAGGUUUGGGUAUCAAUUCAAGACGGAUACCCCGAAUAUCAAUAGACUGAUCAAGAAUGGGACUGAAGCUGAAUUGGGCUUGAUUCCAGUGUUUCCAACGCUGACUUUUCCGAAUCAUUAUUCCAUUGUCACUGGUUUGUACCCUGCUUAUCAUGGAAUAGUAAAUAAUUAUUUCAUCGAUCCUGAAACUGGUGAUUUGUUCACUAUGGCUAGUCAUCAGCCCAAGUGGUGGCUCGGUGAGCCGCUGUGGGAGACUGUGGUGAACAAUGGCUUAAAUGCUUCGACGUACUUUUGGCCUGGUUCGGAGGUGAAAAAGGGUUCUUGGAAUUGUCCUAAGGGAUAUUGUAUGUUAUAUAAUAGUUCGGUUCCUUUCGAAGACAGAGUUGAUGCCAUUUUGAAGUACUUUGAUUUGCCUAGUAGUGAGAUUCCUGCCUUUAUGACAUUGUAUUUUGAGGACCCUGAUCAUCAGGGUCACAAGGUUGGGCCUGAUGAUCCUCAGAUCACCGAAGCUGUUGCUGGAGUGGAUAAGAUGCUCGGGAGGUUGAUUAGUGGUUUGGAAGAAAGAGGGAUUUUUGAGGAUGUGAAUAUCAUUUUGGUGGGUGAUCAUGGGAUGGUCAGUACGUGUGACCGAAAGUUGAUAUUCUUAGAUGACUUAGCAGACUGGAUUCAGAUACCAAAGGAAUGGGUUUACUCCUACAGCCCAUUGCUUGCAAUUCGUCCACCACCUGGUUAUUCAGCAGAAAAAGUUGUGGCUAAGAUGAAUUUGGGGCUAAAGUCGGGGAAUGUGGUUAAUGGUGAGUAUUUGAGUGUUUAUCUCAAGGAGGAGCUCCUUAGCAGACUGCAUUAUUCUGCUAGUGAUCGAAUUCCACCUAUUAUAGGAUUGGUCGACGAAGGAUUUAAAGUGGAGCAGACUAGAUCGAAAAGGCAAGAAUGUGGAGGAGCGCACGGAUACGACAAUGCAUUUUUCUCAAUGAGGACCAUUUUUGUUGCUCAUGGACCUCGAUUUGCUAGGGGCCGGAAAAUCCCAUCAUUUGAGAAUGUUCAGAUAUAUAACUUGGUGACAACCAUCUUGAACAUUCAUGGAGCUCCAAAUAAUGGGACGGAUUCAUUUCCAGAGAGUAUUCUUUUGCCCGAACAUUGAAACUCAUUUUCUUUUAAAUGAAGUGGUAUUUCAGAUUCCGAACUGAACCAGGCGUUGACUGAUGGUAUUGUGCAAAGAUGAAUUUCCUUGAUGCCUGAUAGGUUCGGAUAGGUAGGAUGGGGUUUUGCAGAGAGGUAAAUGCAACUAAUAAUAUGACUUGACACAGUUAACAAGUUAAGCUUAUGAAACCAGAUGGAUAUUGUUAUCACUAGUUUGCCGUCUGUCAAAUGUUGUCUGUUCUAUGUGCUACCUGUAUAACAUCAACUUACCAUCACAGAGUUUGUGACCCACCCUUUCAGUGGAGCUGGUGAAGUGCCAACGGCCAACGAUAACUGAGCAUCAUCCCACUAGCAGUUCUCACGUCUAACAUUAUUCUGUUGUUCCUUCUACAUGCUCGGCUGUUGCUAAUCUCAUUUGUGGCCCUCAGCAUUGUAGCUUAUGCCUGAAUCUGACUGCAUUCAAGCUGCACUUGUUGUAAUCUAAUAAUACUCAGGCAGUUUCGUCCUUGCGGAACUAAGGCGUAGCACUGAAAAGAGAUCCAAGGCCUUAUUGUGACUGAUGUGUUCCAGUCAUUGCUGACUGAGAACCUUGUUUUUGUGAUUGAAAUGCAUUGGUUAG